Molecule: messenger RNA, 16375 nt
Organism: Cotesia glomerata
Lineage: Eukaryota; Metazoa; Arthropoda; Insecta; Hymenoptera; Braconidae
Gene: ft
Product: cadherin-related tumor suppressor
Exons: 10
Coding region: 721-15912 (5063 amino acids)
Biological process (GO): homophilic cell-cell adhesion
Cellular component (GO): plasma membrane; catenin complex
Molecular function (GO): cadherin binding; calcium ion binding
Source: RefSeq, a predicted model, not a curated record
UGCUGGGUCAGUCCGCGCUAAUACGUGACUCUGUCGUCGCGAUUUAACCAACGGGCACUCACAAAACUCGUGAUUAGUGUGCCUUUUUUGGUUUUAAUCAGACAAACUUGUUCGAUAUUUAUAAAUUAUUAUUUAUUCCGCGCGGUUUAAAGUUUCAUUUAGAGUUUUAACAGCAGUGAUUUGUGACCAGUGAGUGUUGUGAGACAAAUAUUAAAUAAUAUUGAAUGUAUAUAAAGUGUUUGAUAAAUAUAAUCUUGGUUUCGCGAAAUGACACACGGAAGUACCGCGAGUUUCCGUUGAGAAGUCGGCUGAGAUCACUUUAAGAUGUACCGUUUGCUCUGGUGUAUCCUCGAUCUUAUGUGACGAGUGUCAUCUUGGUAUUGGGGUCUGUUCUCUUAUACAAAAUCGCUUAACGAGAAAACGCAUCUCCUGAUAUAUAAUAUAUGAUACUUUUAUUUGGUAUUUGUUUGUUUAUAAUACCGACUGGUGUGUUGUUAAUAAGUGUGAUUUCAGUGAAACGUGGCUCGAGAUUCGAAUCUCAGUCAUGAUCAAAAGCCGAGUUUAUUUCCAAUAACAAAAAUACCACCGAGAUCGAAGGAUGCUCGAAAUCGUAAAUAAGUAACUAUUAAAGUGCUUCAGGAUGAAAGUUCGUUUGACGAUGACGAAGAAGUGCGAUAGGUAGUAAAAAGUGUUUAGGUUAGAGGACGUUGUUAAGAAGAGAUGUGUAGACUGACAAUCGUCGUCCUGGUCUUGGGACUAGUUUUCGCGGUCCGUGAUAAUGGAGUCCAGGGAGCGACGAGCAAGGUGCCGAGAUUCGUGCCGAAACGGUCCCCGAUGCUGCCCCAGGAUACCAACCCUGGAUUGGCGAUGCAGAGCCGGGCUGUCGACACGAGGGUCCAGCUCAGCAUCAACGAAGGUGAACCGGAGGGCACUUUGGUGGGAACGAUACCUGUCCAGCAAAACUUCACCUACAGGUUCAACGAACCCCCGCAGGAGUUCACUCUAGACCCCGAAUCGGGGCAAAUCAGGACCAGCAAAGUUCUAGACCGCGAGUCCUUGCCCACCGACAAAUUCGACUUGGUCGUCCUGUCGAGCCAGCCAACUCAUCCCAUUGAGGUGAGGAUCCACGUGCUGGAUGUUAAUGACAACAAUCCGGAGUUUCCAGAGUCGAGUAUCGCAGUGUCCUUUUCGGAAUCGGCAUCGGCGGGGACCAAAUUGCUUUUGGACGCAGCUACAGACAAGGACACUGCUGAGAAUGGUGUUGCUGAUGAUUACUUCAUCGUUGACGGAAAUACUGAUGGUAAAUUCCGUCUUGAUGUAACGGGGAAUCCCUCGGGAGAGAGCUCGUAUCUUCAUUUAGAGACCACGGGGAAACUUGAUAGAGAACAGGUAGAAUUUUAUUCACUUAAUGUGUGUGCUCGCGACCGAGGUAAACCACCGCGACUUGGUUAUCUUGUUGUCAACGUCACGGUUCUCGAUGUCAAUGACAACCCACCGAUUUUCCAACAGAGUGACUACGUUGUAGCUUUAAAUGAGAGUGUACCCGUGGGAACAACAGUGCUUACGGUAAAAGCCACGGACAAGGAUACCGAUGAUAAUUCUAAAUUGACGUACUAUCUUCCGGAUAGUGAAGGACAAUUUACAAUUGACCCAGAAACUGGUACUAUCAAAACAGCUGAGCCGCUGGAGUGUCCUCAUCAGCAGAGCUGUUCAAACUCAAAGCCCGGAGGAUCCUGUCCCAAGUCCUGUGUCAUCACGGUUUUUGCACGCGAUCACGGAUCUCCAAGGCAAGAUGGUCGUACUUAUGUCACGGUCAAUUUGCUGGAUGCAAAUGACCACGACCCGGAAAUAAAAUUCAGUUAUUUCCCAGCCACGGUCGGGUUUGCUACUGUUGACGAAAAUGCCGCUAAAGAUUCUUUGGUAGCAGCUGUCGGGGUUGUUGAUAAUGACGAAGGUCUAAACGGUGAUACUACCGUAGAAAUAAAAGCUGGAAAUGAAUUGGGACACUUUAGAUUGGACAGUAGUCAUAGCUUUGAUAUUGUCCGGGUCAAUGGACGACUCGAUAGAGAAGAAAUUCCUAAAUACAAUUUGACAAUCGUCGCUACAGAUAAAGGAACACCACCCAGAUCUGCUACUGCGUAUUUAGUGAUUCAUGUCAAUGAUGUAAAUGACCACGAUCCUGUUUUUCAGCAAAGUGAAUACUCGGCUGUUUUAUCAGAGCUUUCGCCGGUGGGAAGUUUUGUUGCUAGUAUUUCUGCGACUGAUGCUGACUCUGGGCUUAAUGCUAGAAUUUACUACGACUUUGACUCGGGGAAUGAACAAUCGUGGUUUGCGAUCGACCAAGACACUGGAUUAGUUACUACCGUUGCUAGAUUGGAUCGUGAAAUCCAAGGCAGUGUUGAAUUACGAGUGACUGCACGUGACGGAGGUCCUAAUCCGAGAUACGCUUCUACCCAUUUGCGAGUAACUGUUCUCGAUGAGAACGACGAAGCUCCCAGAUUCACUCAAACAGUUGUUGAUGUUACUCUUUCGGAAAAUACUCCUCCUCACAGUCUAGUAGCGACAUUGGCUGCCAUUGACAACGACCAGGGAACCAAUGGAUCGAUUGCUUAUAGCUUGCACCCAAGUGUCUUGAGGGACUAUCCAAAAACAUUCGCCCUAGAUACGCUGACAGGUCAGUUGACAACAAAAAUUUCUCUUGACAGAGAAACAAUUGCCGAGUAUCGAGUUUUGGUGGUCGCUAAAGAUCAAGGUACACCACCCCAAUCGUCAACGGCCACCGUUUUGUUAUCUCUAGAUGAUGUCAAUGACAAUGCUCCAGUUUUUUAUCCCCGAAGGUACUUGAUGCCUAUUCCUGAAGACACUUCUCCAGGAACUUCAAUUGGAAAAGUAAAAGCCAUUGACAUAGACGCUCGGGAAAACGCUAGAGUUAAAUAUUCCCUAGAGUCUGGCGGUGAAGGUCUCUUCAAAGUCGACGAAAGAACCGGGGAAAUAAUUCUCCAAGGAUCGCUUCGGGUUGCUCAGAAGCAUUUGUAUGAGCUAACCAUUUCUGCACGUGACACCGGUGACCGAGAAGCAACUGAGAAUGCAAUCGUCGAAGUUUUAAGACAAGAAGAUUUGGAGCAUCUGGAUUUCGAUACUUAUAAUGGGUAUGAAUUUAAAAUCCCUGAAGAUCAUGGUGACUGUGUAGCUGAUGCUCCAGGCACCUUCAUCAGAGAGGUAGGUUCUGUUAUAGUAACCCAAUUCACAAGUUCCAAAGUCACUUAUUCGAUUGUAUUCGGCGAUCCAGACAGCAAUUUCAAGAUAGAUCAGCACUCGGGGGUAAUUACCACCGCGAAAUGUCUAGACCGCGAAGAGGAGGCAUACUACAGUCUCAAAAUAGCUGCUCGCGCUGGUCGUGCUCGGGGAAUAACUUCUGUAAAUAUAACUGUGCUGGAUGUCAACGACAAUCCGCCAAAAUUUCCCAAGGGUGAUAAAUCUGACGAAGUUUACCUCAAAGAAAACGCAGCCGUGGGUCAAGAAGUUUACUUGGCUCGGGCUCGGGAUCGUGAUGUAGGAGCUAAUGCCAGGAUCACCUACACUCUGACACACAAUCCCGGAGGCCAGUUCCGUGUUGCCGAAAACUCGGGGAUAAUUUACCUGGACAAGCCAAUUAGAUCUCCACCGGGAACGGUACUGAACGUCGAAGUAACGGCAGUUGACACUGGGGUCCAGCCUCUGGCCGCACAGCAUCAAAUUCGCGUGACAAUAGAGGACGUUAAUGAUCAUACCCCGGUAUUUAAAUUAACGAGUUAUGAAACGUCUUUAGCGGAGUCAACGCCCGUUAAUGAACGUUUCUUCGCAUUAGACGCUUACGAUGCAGAUCUCGGGAUAAACGGUCGUAUUUUAUACAGCAUAACCGACGGUAAUGACCAAGAUCGAUUUGGUAUUUUUCCAGAUGGGCAAUUGUACGUAAAACACGUCCUAGAUCGUGAGGAGCAGGAUUAUUAUGCAUUAGAAGUAACAGCCUGUGAUCAAGGCAAGCCAAUCCGGAGCUCUGUUGUGCCAGUUAUUGUUCACAUUAUCGACGAAAACGAUAACGCCCCUCAGUUCACCAAUUCGUCAUUCACAUUCCACAUCCGUGAAAACGAGCCACCUGAGACGUUUGUCGGGAAAUUAUUGGCGACUGAUCGUGACGUCGGAAGGAAUGCCGACCUAACAUUUUCUCUCCCGGUGAGCCAGCAAGAUUUUUUUGUCGAUCCACGAAACGGAUUUAUAAAAUCGUUACACGUCUAUGACCGUGAGGAAUUAGUCGCUAACACCGGAACCAAUUAUGUCAGUUUAGAAGCUACUGUUACAGACAAUGGUAACAAUCGUUUGAAAGACAAGGUUAAGGUUUCUAUUUACGUAACAGAUGUUAAUGAUAAUAAGCCUCAGUUCCAGCGACUUCCAUACAGGGUCCAGGUUAGCGAGGGUGCUGCUGUUGGUACACAAUUGCUCCGUGUUUACACCACCGACGCCGACGAAGGGCUCAACGGAGACGUAUUCUACUCGUUUGCUGACGGUAAUCACCAAGGUAACUUCAUGAUAGACGAAGCUACUGGCCAAAUUUCGCUGGCCCGCGAAUUGGACCGCGAAACACUGGACAAUUACGUUUUGACGGUGAUUGCCAAUGACGCAGGUCUGGAAGUUAGGUUGUCCUCGACCGCGAAAGUGACCAUCGAGAUUCUGGACGAGAAUGACAACUCGCCCAAGUUCAUCGACAACGAGUCUCAGAUAUCAGUGAUCGAGACUACACCCAUAAACGCUGAGCUCCUCAAGUUCAAAGCCACCGACGACGACCUCGACGCAAAUAGCGAGUUGACCUUCGCGAUUUCCGCGGGGAAUCGCCGAGACACUUUCUAUAUCGAUCCACUGACGGGGACCCUGUACCUGAAGAAGCCAUUGGACUACGAAGAACACGAGAGCUACACACUGAACAUAACUUGCAGUGAUGGCGGUCAUCCGCGAAUGAGCAGCGUGACAACAUUGCGUGUGGAUGUUAUUGAUGCGAACGACAAUCCUCCGGCGUUUCCGAACACCGCGAUAGUGCGUCAGAUACGGGAAGGAAUCACCGUAAGGACUCCGGUCCACUCAGUCACCGCAGAAGAUCGCGAUUCGGGGGACAAUGGCGUAGUGACUUACGCAAUCUUGAGCCAAGACCCCGAAGACCAGCGACGGCAUUUCGGAAUAAAUCCUCAGACCGGAGUGAUACAUACAUUACUGCCGAUCGAUCGCGAGGAAGUCGAUACUUUCAAGCUUGUCGUGGUCGCGACAGAUCAGGCCUACCCUCCAUCAGCUCGUUUGUCCGCCGAGAAACUGGUGAUUGUAAUCGUCGAGGAUCUCAAUGACAAUGCUCCUAUCUUCGUGAGCAUGUCAGCGGUGGUACUCCCACCCAAGUCGGUGCUCAACGCCAAUUUGGGCAAAGAGAUCCCUGUGGCCCGACUCUUGGCCAGAGAUCUCGACUCCAGCACCAAUGGACUGGUCACCUACGAGCUGAUGCGAUCCGGACCGAACUACUCCGACAUGUUUCGCCUCCAUCGCAAUUCCGGCCUCCUGACAAUGCGGCUUCCCGGGUCUCUCAAGUCUUUGGAGAGGUCCUACAGGUACCAGAUUGGCGUUCGCGCUACUGAUGAAGCUGUCCAGGCGGAGAGGAGGUCCUCGGAGACCUAUGUGACGCUGAUUGUCCCUGGGGAAGACCAGGACCGACCCAUUUGGGAGCACAAUGGCCUAAUUGAAGGCUCUGUUUACGAAAAUGAACCCGCGGGUGCCAGUAUCGUGAAAGUAAGUGCUCGUGCUCCUCGUACUACCAGAUCUGGUGUUGAUAUAGAGUACUACGUGACGAACGUGACCGCCGGUCGUGGUGGUGCUCAGGUGGACAGAUUGUUCGAUAUUGACAUCAAGAGUGGCUUGCUCCAGACUUCCACCCCGCUUGACAGGGAAACUGGGGUCGAUUGGUACGAGGUUGAAAUCUAUGCGGUUCUCAUCGGGGCUGAGCAUUCCAGUACUUCUUCUAUCAAGGUUCGCGUAACGGUCCUCGAUAAAAAUGACGUCGCACCUUCAUGGGGUCCCGGACCUUGGAGAUUCGAGGUGUCCGAGGAAGCGCCACCAAACACCAUCGUAACAGUUCUGAAGGCCCAAGAUCCAGAUACCAUCGGGAACCUCCGCUACAGUUUAAUAACCUCCCCAAAGAUCAGCCCCAACGAUUACAAUUACGAGGAUCCGUAUUCACCGGCGAGCGACCGCGGAAUCGAGGGCCAGUUUCGGCUGGACCCCAUCAACGGACAGCUUCGACUCGUGGAGGCCCUCGAUAGAGAGACUAGGGAAAAGUACGUCCUCAAAGUGAGAGCUGAUGAUGGAUUGCAGCACACGGAUAUCAAUCUCGUCAUCCAGGUGACAGACACCAACGACAAUGCCCCGGUCUUCCAGUCGAUGGCGUACUCCUUUGACGUGGCAGAGAACGUACCUCGAGGGAGCAGAAUUGGGCAAGUAAUAGCGACAGAUGCUGACGCCGAUGGGCCCAACAGCCAGCUGAGUUAUGCCCUGAUAUCCGAUUGGGCAAACGACGUAUUUUCCCUCAAUCCAAGCACCGGCGUCUUCACCCUGACGGCGAGUCUCGACUACGAACAGGUCCAACACUACAUCCUCGUUGUCCAAGCAACAGACGGCGGUUUGCCAGCACUAUCAACCACUGUCACUGUUUACUGCAAUGUCGUUGAUCUCAAUGACAAUGCCCCGAUAUUUGAGCCGGGACCACACGGGGCAGAUGUAUUGGAAAAUACGACAACCGGUACCGCUGUUUUGUCAGUUGUCGCUCAGGAUUUGGACUCGGGUGACAAUGGACGUGUUGUCUAUGACAUUAUCAAUGGCGACGACAAUGGGGAUUUCGGAAUCGCGUCAAAUGGGACCGUAUUUACCCGGAAACUGCUGGACCGUGAGACAAAAUCGAUCUACAAUCUGAUCAUCAGAGCCCAAGACAGCCCGACACUUGCUGUCAAACCGCUUUCAUCGACGGUCCAGGUAACCAUUGUCCUCCUGGACGUGAAUGACGUAGCGCCGGAAUUCAUAUCCUCCAACCAGACCUCGAUAAUGGAAAACUCCCCGCCCAACACCGUGGUAAUGGCCAUCAAAGCCGUAGACAAAGACGAAGGUCGCAACGGCUACGUUGAGUAUUCCUUGAAGGAGUCCUCGCUCUCGUUCAAUCUCGGGGCCGUCGACGGGCUGCUGCGCAUCGCAGAGCCUCUGGACCGCGAGCGCAGGCAAAAUUACACCCUGAGAAUCUCGGCAAAGGACCGCGGAGAACCCCCUAAAUCCUCGGAGGCGACAAUCACAGUGUUGGUGCUGGACGAGAAUGACAAUGCGCCGAUUUUUGACCCCAAGCAGUACUCGGCAACAGUCGCUGAGAACGCGAGCAUUGGCGCUAGUGUUCUUCAAGUCUCAGCGACAGAUCGUGAUGAAGGUGCUAAUGGUAGAAUGCGUUACAGCAUCGCUCUGGGCGAUGAGAAUCGUGAUUUUACGAUCUCCGAGGACGCCGGAGUUAUCCGGGUAGCCAAGAAUCUAAACUUUGAGCGUAAAUCACGGUACAGAUUGACAGUUAAGGCCGAAGAUUGCGCGCCGGAAAUUGGCGAACCGUCACGUGAUGACACUGCUGAAGUAACCAUCACUGUUCUUGACAUCAAUGACAAUGCGCCUGUUUUUCUCGACUCUCCUUACCUCGCCUACGUCAUGGAGAACAUGGUUCCGCCUGGUGGUGGUUUCGUUAUCCAGGUAAAGGCUUACGACGCAGACACGCCGCCGUACAAUGAUCAAGUACGGUAUUUUCUCAAAGAGGGGGACACCGAUCUCUUCCGUAUAAACGCUAGCACCGGUGAUAUCUUUCUUCUUAGGCCUCUGGACAGAGAAAUGAUACCGGAUUAUACGCUGACACUGGUCGCAAUGGAUACAGGCUCGCCGCCAUUGACUGGCUCAGGUGUGCUAAAAGUAAUAGUCCUUGAUGUUAAUGAUCAUAGUCCUGAGUUUUCAAGACCAGAUUACAAAGCUACCGUUACGGAAAAUAAUCCCGGUGGUACUUGGAUCGCUAAGCCCACGGCUACGGAUAAAGAUGAAGGAUUAAAUGCCAAGAUUAGGUACAGUCUUCUUGGUGAGAAAACAGAGAGGUUCUCCGUUAAUCCAGACACCGGUGAAAUAGUUACUCUGGUGUCCUUGGAUCGCGAGCAGACCGCGGUCUACCACCUGACUCUGAUAGCCCAGGACUCGAGUCCAACUGAGCCGAGAGCCGCUGCUGUUAAUUUGACCAUUUACGUAGCUGAUGUAAACGACAACGCACCUCGCUUUUCCAGUCCCAGGUACACAGCCUACGUUACGGACUCAACCAAGCCCGGGGACUUUGUCUUUGGUGCCAAAGCCGUCGAUGACGACGACGGAGAAAACUCUAGGAUAGUUUACCACCUCCAGGGCGACGACGCGCAUCGUUUUGUAAUCGACAACUCAAAUGGCGUGAUUCGCGCCGCCGAGGAUCUAUCAAACUCCAAGGCAAUUUACCAGCUGCAAAUCCGCGCUUCAGACUGCGGCCAAGAGUCACAAAGCGUCACUGCAGACCUGGUGAUCCACCUUUGGGACCGACAGCUCUUUCCCAGUUUCAAAUCGUCGAUCAGCACGAGAUUCACUCUGACAGAAGACAUGCCCGAGGGACGGGUCAUCACUACUCUGAGCGCUACGACGCCGAAAGUUGGAGCUGCGAGUAAUCUGGUCUUUGCGAUGGCUGGUGGAAAUGUCGGCGACGCCUUGAGGAUUGACUCCUCUACUGGAGAUGUACUGGUCGCUGCAAGAUUCGACUACGAAACAGCGCCAACUUACGAAGCUUGGGUUGAAGUCAGAGAUUCAGACAAUCCUCCUUUGAGAUCAGUCGUCCAACUGCUGAUCAAUGUUACCGAUGCUAAUGACAAUCCUCCAAUCAUGGAGGCUGUUAUUUAUAAUGCGACUGUUUUAGAAGAAGAAUAUCCGCCGCUGUACAUCACUAAAAUCGCUGCCAAAGACCUUGAUUCUGGUGAAAAUGGACUGGUCACUUAUUACCUGGUCAAUGACUACGACGAGUCCUUUAUGAUCGACGAAAACACCGGUGAGAUUAGCACAAAUGCAAAGCUAGACCGGGAAGAAAUGAAUUCCUACGAGCUGAUAAUCGAAGCUAGGGACCAAGGGGAGCCAAGGUUGUCGGGUACAGCGACUGUCAUCGUCAGUGUCUUGGACAAAAAUGACAACCCGCCUCGUUUCACCCGUCUCUUCAGCGUAAACGUUACCGAAAAUGCAGAAGUAGGAGCCUUUGUCAUCAGAAUAACCAGCAGCGACCAAGACAUUGGAAAGAAUGCCAACGUUACUUACACUUUCACCGAAAAUCCUGGUGGUAAGUUUGCUAUCGACCCAAUCACCGGAAUUGUCGAAGUGGUAGGGACUCUGGAUCGCGAGGAACAGGACGAGUAUCUAUUGAAGGUCGGCGCUGCAGACGGCGCGUGGGUCGCAGAGACAACUCUGACCAUAACUAUCCAGGAUCAGAAUGACAACGCUCCUGAAUUCACCGAGGAAAGCUACCACUUUCACUUCCCGGAGCUCCAGAGACGGCUAGCGCACGUAGGCCAGGUCGCUGCAGCAGAUCGCGACAAACAAGGUCCGAAUUCAGUUAUUUCUUACAGCUUACUGCACCCCUCAGACCUGUUUAGCGUCGAUCCGGCCACUGGGGAUAUAUUCAGCAAAAGAACGUUGCGUUACAAGCACACUCACCGUCCGUCUUCUCCAGAAAAUCUCUAUUCUUUAACAGUGAUCGCUACUGACAAUGGAAAGCCUCCACUGUCUUCCAAAACCAUCGUUCAUGUCAGCAUAGUUGAUGCAAACAACAAUGCACCGAAGUUCGAGCAGCGCACUUAUUUAUCGCCAGUCCCAGAAGCCUACGGAGUAGGCAAGCGCGUUGUUAAGCUAACAGCUCACGAUGACGCGGACUUUGGCGUCAAUGCUGAGAUAGAAUACACUGUCGCUGGUGGAAAUUCCUCGGACUUCUUCGGAAUCGAGGCCAAAACCGGCUGGAUCUAUGUCACCAAGAGCAUCAAAGACAUCCCAGUUAGCACGACCUUCUUGUUAGCCGUGAGAGCCACGGACAAAGGAGUUCCACCUCAGAAAGACCAAGUUUCAUUGAUGCUGGUGGUAACAGGUGAGAAUCGGCGAGCUCCGACCUUCGCUGCGGUUUCUUAUCAAGUCCGGGUGCCAGAAAACGAGCCGGUGAACACGACAAUCUUGACAGUCAGCGCGGUGGACGGUGAUGACGGACCGAAUGGUAUGAUUCGCUACAAAAUAUCCGAUAGUGAGUGUCGGGUCUUUUCAAUCCACCCCACCACCGGAGCAAUCACCAUCCUGGAGACUCUUGACUACGACACUAUCCAGGAGUACAGGCUGAAUAUCACUGCGACGGACCUGGGCUUUGAACCCAAGCAAGCUGUCGCUACUCUGACGAUAAACGUCUCGGACAUAAACGACAACCCGCCUACCUUCAACCAGACUGUCUACGAAGCUUUUCUCCCGGAGAAUUCUCGACCCAGCAGCUUUGUCUAUAAGGUAGUCGCUAGAGACAUUGACUCUCCAAAAUACGCAGUGAUCCAGUACCGAAUCAUCGGCGGAAGCGGCAAAGAGCACUUCCAGAUCCAGCAGGACACCGGGGUAAUCACCUCUCGCAUUACUUUCGACUACGAAGAGGCGAAUAAGUACACACUGGACAUCGUAGCAGCAAAUCCUGACUCGAAUCCGCAGAUGGUUGGGUUCACCACCGUGGUGGUGCAUAUCACCGGGGUGAAUGAAUUUUAUCCAAAGUUUAUUCAACCAGUUUUCUUGCUGGACGUAUCAGAGAGCGCAGAAGUCGGAACGUCUGUCGGACUGGUCCAGGCGACUGACCAGGACGCUGGCGAUGAUGGACGUGUUUAUUAUCUGUUCGUCGGAUCGUCCAAUGACCGCGGGUUCUCAAUCGGCUCUGAGACGGGUAUCAUCAGCGUAUCGCGUCAUUUAGAUCGGGAGACGCAGAACCGGGCUGUGCUUACGGUGAUGGCGAAAAAUGCUGGAGGGAUACGCGGCAAUGACACCGAUGAAGCUCAGGUUAUAAUAUCCAUCCAGGACGGAAAUGACCCGCCUGAGUUCUUGCAAACUACCUACGAGUCAACCGUUUCCGAGGGGGCCGUCCAGGGGACCAGGAUUCUUACAGUCAGGGCGAUUGACAAGGACGUCAGGCCCCAGAACAACCAGUUCUCAUACUCGAUUAUCGGAGGUAAUGUUGGACAGGCUUUCAAAGUUGAUCCCCAGUCUGGAGAUGUUGAGACUGCCAAAUUGCUGGACCGCGAGUCUAUUGCGAGUUAUCAGCUGAUUAUUGGGGCUAUUGAUGCUGGAUCACCACCUCAGACCGGCACAGCGACGGUGCGCAUUGAUCUGCUGGAUAUCAAUGACAAUGGCCCGGUAUUUGAUCCUCCGGAAAUAGUCGGGUAUGUUAAUGAAAACGAACCCGCCGGGACUAGUAUCAUGACUUUGACGGCUAUGGACCCAGACUUGCCUCCCAAUGGCGCUCCGUUUACUUAUCGGCUCAUUGGGGGUAGACAGGCUGAUGUUGUUACUCUGGAUAAACAUUCUGGGGUUUUAAGGACUACCAGGAGUCUUGAUCGUGAAGUUAUGCCUCAGCUUGAUUUGUUGAUUGAAGUAGAAGAUUCAGGAUUACCAAAAAUGAAAAGCGAGCACACAGUGACUGUAAUAGUGUUAGACGAAAAUGACAGUCCAUCAACACCACGAUCAGUUCAUAUAAUCGUGCAUUCAUUCAAUGGCAAAACACCGAUGGGAAAAAUAGCGGAUGUCCAUCCAAAUGAUCCUGAUACCACCGGCGACUACACAUGCAAAAUACUUCAGGGCUCGAAUCCUGCUGGUGUACUCACCGUCCCGAUCGCUUGCGAUUUACAUACCAGCAAAAUUACCCCCGGUCUCGGAUAUUCGCUGAGCAUCUCCGGCAGAGACGGACGACAUCCAGAUGUCGUCUCCAAGGUCACUGUGGAAUUCCUUGUCUUUUCAAACGCGACCGUUGAAAACAGCGUUACCUUACAAAUUAACAAACUCACUGCUGCGGAAUUUCUCGCAAAGUUCUACCGGCCGCUAUUGGAUAUGCUCCAGGAUGACGUUGAUACCGGGGAUACCUUCACUAUCUUCAGCAUUGGCGAGACUGACGGCAACUUGGAUAUUUACUUAGCUAUGGAAACUCCUCAAGGAUUUAAAGCCAAAGCUGAGGUAAUCGACAUGCUGGUACGCAAACGUGAAAAAAUUCAAGAAACCCUCGCUGGCAGUGGAGUCACGAUAAAUUACUCACCCUGCGAGCACAUGGCUUGCGACAACGGCGGUAGCUGCAGCGACCAGUUGGUCGUCUAUGAGGACGCGAGAAUAACAAACAGCCAAAGUUUAAUCCUAACAUCUCCACGAGUAACCCACGAGAUGAUUUGCCGGUGUCGGGAAGGAUUCACCGGAGCGAGAUGCGAGCGUCGUCAAGAUCCAUGUUCUCCAAACCCGUGCCUGGAACGUGGCCAGUGCAGACGAGUCGGGUACGACUUUAUGUGCUCCUGUCCGGCAAAUCGGGAAGGAAAACUCUGCGAGCUAGAACGCGGAGAUGCCUGCGUCAGCAAUCCCUGCAGAAACGGGGGAUCUUGCAAAGUCUCUCCCGACGGGUCAAGCUUCUUCUGCUUAUGCCGCGCUGGCUAUCGUGGAAAUCAUUGCGAAGCAGUGACCGAUUCUUGCAGACCUAAUCCUUGUCUUUACGGUGGUCUUUGCGUAGGCCAGAAACCGGGCUAUCGCUGCAGCUGUCCUGAGGGCCACUACGGGAGACACUGUGAGCAAUCUACCUACGGCUUCGACGAGCUGUCCUUCAUGAGUUUCCCAGCAUUAGACUCGACAACUAACGACAUCACGAUAGUCUUCGCGACGACCAAACCCGACGCGCUGCUACUUUACAAUUACGGCCCUCAAAGCGGAGGCCGCUCGGACUUUAUCGUCCUGGAGCUGAUCAACGGUCGCAUCGCUUUCUCCUACGGCGGGGCAAGAAGCGCAAUCACUCUGGUGAAGGUCGAGGGUGGAAGUCGCUUGGACGACGGACACUGGCGCAAAGUAACUGCUACCAGAAAUGGACGCGUAGUUUCUUUGAGUGUGUCAAAUUGUCGCGAACACGGCGACGUUUGCGAUGAGUGCAAGCCUGGAGACGGUUCCUGCUACGCGGAUGACAUCGGACCAACUGGAACUUUGAAUUUCAACAACAACCCACUGAUGAUCGGUGGUCUGGCUUCUGCUGAUCCAGUCCUAGAAAGACCAGGCCAAGUUCACUCCGACGACCUGGUCGGUUGUGUCCACUCAAUUUCAAUCAACGGACGCGCGCUGAACCUGACCAGUCCUCUGGCAUCUCGAGGGAUAAAGAACACCUGUUCUCGUCCUGAAAACGGAGUUUGCGACGACUCGCAGUCAGUUUGCGGCUCUGGUAAGUGCUACGACAAGUGGCACUUAACAUCCUGCCAGUGCGACUCUCUGACGGCCCCUAAUUGCCGCGGAGCCCUCGAGCCGGUGAAUCUAAGCGACGGAGGGUACGUAGAGUUCAAAAUUUCAGAGAAGCACAAGCGGAUGCAAUUGCUGGAGUACUUGUACGGCGGAACAACGUCUUGGUCCAGAAACAAGGUGACGCGCCGAGCUGCCAAGGAAGAAACCAACAAUCUUAUUUCCCUGGGAGUUCCUCCGCCGAAGAAGAUGAGUCUGAUGUUCCGUACAAUAAAGACCGACGGGAUUUUAAUCUACGCGGCGACUAACAAACAUUACACGUCAAUAGAGCUGAAGAACGGACAGUUAUCUUACACCUCUCUCCUGGGAUCAGCGGUGAACAUGACCGGAGCGGUGGAGGGCGGGCUGGCUGAUGGUCGCUGGCACAAUUUAACGAUAUUCGCUCACUCACGAGGCCUGCAAGUGAUUGUAGACGGGCAGCUGACCGGGGACGAGCUUGAUUCAGCCGGAGUUCACGACUUUUUAGAUCCGUAUCUGACAGUCCUGUUUGUCGGCGGCGUCCGUCGUGAUCUUUAUUACCACGACAGUUAUCCAGUUACGUUCGAAGGAUGCAUCGCUAAUUUCAGCAUAAACAACGAGUUACAGCCGUUCAAUGGCUCCGGUUCAAUUUUAAAAGACGUAAUGUACCACGGCAAAGUGUCCCGGGGCUGUCGUGGCCCCAUUGGUAUCAGCGCGGCAGCCACAGCGGACCCUCUCAGCAUUGGAAUAACUCUGGUAAUCGUUUUCUUCGUCACGCUCCUCGUGGCGAUCCUCGUGAGCUUCGUGGUCUUCCGUCUGAGGCGUCAGAGCAAAGAAAAAGCGCCCUCGGUGGUUAAUAAAAACACAAACGCUAUAAUCACCGGGAAUUCUCUUGUUGGAUCCGGCAACGACGGCCUAAUGUCAAGGCAUGAAAACACUUACAUAUCAGACACCUCGGAUCUCAGGGGAGUCGGUCAUAUGGGCCCCGAGUUGAUCUCCAAGAAGUUCAAAGAGCGCGAGCUGAACAGCACCGAGCACCAGCGGCCCCAGAGGCCGGACAUCAUCGAAAGAGAAGUCACUAAGAGCCCGAUGAUUCGCGACGAGCACCCCCCGAUGCCUCCACCGACCCAGAGCUCCUUGCACUCCCACGAACACAACCCGGAGCCGGACAUGCCCGAGCACUACGACCUGGAGAACGCCAGCUCGAUCGCUCCCAGUGACAUCGACAUUGUCUACCACUACAAGGGCUACAGAGACGGAAUGCGCAAGUACAAGGCGACUCCUCCGCCCAUUGGAGGCUACGGGAACCAUCACAAGCACAGUGGGACUCCCCAUCGACAUGCUGGGGCUUUUCCUCCCCGAGCGAUGCCUCCUCCGAGUGUCGGCCAGCCAACAACCACUCCGAAGCUCCUCCAGAGCACUCCCUUGGCCAGGCUGUCGCCCAGCAGCGAGCUGUCUGCCCAGCAGCCAAGAAUCCUAACUCUCCAUGACAUCAGCGGGAAACCUCUUCAGUCAGCGCUCCUGGCUACGACAUCUUCAUCAGGAGGAGUCGGCAAAGACGCGCUCAACUCCAACAGCGAGCGGAGCUUGAACUCCCCGAUAAUGAGCCAGCUCUCUGGGUCAACGGCCAGCCGAAAGGUCCCCCAGUCUGCCAACGACACCAGCAACAACGUACCAACCGGCCCGAUGGGUCUCACCGCUGAAGAAAUUGAAAGGCUCAACUCCAGGCCCAGAACUUCUAGCUUAGUGUCCACUUUGGACGCGGUGAGUUCCUCCAGCGAAGCCCGCGGACCUCCGCCUCCUCACGGGCCGCUACAUCUUCACCGAAGACACACGCCACCCACGGAGAGACUCGAGAGGAGAAACUCUUCGACUACUGAUGAAAGCGGCAACGACAGCUUCACUUGCUCCGAGAUCGAGUACGACAACAACUCGCUUGUUGGUGAUAAGCGCUCGGACAACUUGUACAGCAAGCCGGAGGAUGAGGACCAGCCGACGAGGACUGAUGGGUCACCCCAGUCGACCAAGCCGCCCUUGCCGCCCAAUGUCAGCUAUGAUGGGUUCGACAGCUCCUUCAGGGGCUCCUUGAGCACCUUGGUCGCUUCAGAUGAUGAUCUUUCCACUCAUAUGGGCAGCUUGUACAGGCCUACGAAUAAUGGAUCACCUUCGACGAACACUGCGCUCAGUUGGGACUACCUCCUCAACUGGGGACCCAAUUUUGAGAGCCUGGUUGGGGUCUUCAUUGACAUUGCUGAGUUGCCCGAUAGCAACAGAGUUCCCAACACCCUCAGACUGCCUGCUAGUAUUCCCAAACCUUCUGAAGAGUAUGUUUGAUGUUUGGUGACGAUACCUAGAUAAUUUAUUGAUAUUAUCUUGCCAUUUAUUAUUUUUUAUCAUCAGUUGAUGGUAGAUGAUUGAUUAGGCGUAUUUAUUGUAUAAAUUAAUUAAUAAUUGUGGAGUUUUCUUUGUGCUGUAGGUACCUAAGAAUUAGCUUUAAGGUCGACAUCUUGUAUCAGGGUGUCCUUAUUCUGGUUUGUACAGUCCUAGCAAACUUAUUUUCUUGAAAAUUAAAUAAUUAUUAAUUAUUGUCUCGGCUAGAGGCGAGUGCCAUUAAAGCGUGCACAAAUUAUAUUUCUUCUUAACUUUAAUUUCUUUUUAUUGCGCGUCCAUAUAAUUAGCAAUUGUACAUAGGUUUUUAUUUUUAGCCAUUGAAAUUUAUUAUAAUUAAAUGUGAGACUGAUUUCUUAAACUUUACUGGCCAUCGAGGAUUAAGAGUCUCGUUUUUUAUAUUUUGUAC